Messenger RNA from Drosophila eugracilis, 2297 nucleotides. It is a transcript of the gene Fbw5, whose product is annotated as F-box/WD repeat-containing protein 5. NCBI's taxonomy places the organism in Eukaryota, Metazoa, Arthropoda, Insecta, Diptera, Drosophilidae. Gene Ontology annotation, cellular component: SCF ubiquitin ligase complex; Cul4-RING E3 ubiquitin ligase complex. Gene Ontology annotation, molecular function: protein binding. Gene Ontology annotation, biological process: protein ubiquitination. The record is from RefSeq and is a predicted model, not a curated record.
UGAGUUUCUCGAAACAGCUGUUUCGCUGGUUUCUGCAAACAAUAACAAUAAGGGAGAAAGUAAUAGUUGAUUUUGGAGUCGCAGAAACAAAGGCAGCUAAACCUGUUAUUAUCUUAGAGCUCGCUAGCAGCGUUACAGCAUCUUAGUCCCCAUUUGCAGAGGCAAGCGGAGCGUCAGUUGCUCCAACUCAGUGAUGGAAGUGACCUUAAAAAAGGCUCGACUGGUAAAGGCCCCAGUAGCAGCACAGUCGGAGGACGACGAAAGCGACGAGGUCUCCUCUGACCUCGAUCCUUUCGGCUGGUGGGCCCUGCCAGAGCCAGCUCUCCUGAUGAUCUUCGAACGCCUGAGUGUACCCGACUUGCUCAUGGCAAGCCGCUGUUGUCGGAGGUGGCAUAGCAUUGCCAAGGAUGACUUGUUGUGGCGCCAUAAGUUUCAGGAGCACUUUAGGGCGUCCCCAAGCAUUCAAUUAAAGCCAGGAGCCAAUAGUUGGCGGUCGGAAUACGAGCGACUGUCCAUGCACAUACCCUUCAUUCAGGCGCAGCGCCUGGAGCCAACUGUGGAGAAUAACCACGGCCACACGCACCAGGUCCUUCAUGUGAGUUUUGCUCACAAUGGUGAAAUGUUCGCUACUUGCUCCAAGGACGGAUAUGUGAUAAUCUGGAAUGCCAAGCACCCAUGCUCGGAGAAGUAUGCGCACAAUAUGAAGCAGUUCAGUUGGAAGUACUCACAGUACUCGCAGUUCAAUCAGAGCGACACCUUGCUCCUCGUCUCCGGUGUCCAUUUCGGCUCUCCCCAGUCCACUUCAGGGGAGAUUGCGGUAUUCUAUCUAGGAGCAACUGAGUCUCACCUACGGUGUCGGGUUGUUAACCGUCCUUACGACAUUUUUGGCACCUGGUUCAGUGAUCAAUAUCUGAUCUCCGGCGAUCUGCACUGGCUGGCUCAUUUAGUAAGCACCUCUGUUUUGUGGCUAAACAAAGCCAACCAGGAAAUCGACUCGGAGCAUGUGCCGAUCAUGAGCCAGCUAUACAAGUUCUACAACCGCAACGCCAGUUCUGUACGAGCUAUAAUGGUAGCCAGGUGUCCGUGGCUGGACGAGAGCAGUGAUCCAUUGACCCAAUUAUCUGAGCAUGAAAGUCACAGUGCGCCAGUUUCGGCGCACAACAGCGAUCAGGGGACUAGCUCUCAGGCCAGUGGUAAUCCUCUAUCCCACGCUGCCAGCCUGCGACGUACAAGGAGCGCCACUCCCGAAGAAAACUACUUGCCAGACAUCAGCGAGCGUCGUUCCAGAACGCGACCCGGAGAUGCCACUAUUCACUAUUUGGAGGAAUACAGGAAAGCGGUGGCAUCUGCUAAUGAACAACACGAAGACGAUGACGAAGAGUAUGACAACAUGGAUGUACAAGACGAAUACGAUGAAAUGGAAAACAGUAUGUCCAAAUAUCUCAUUUUCUCAACGGGCUCCAAGACUUUUACGCCGCACCAAAUUGGUUUCAAGCGCAUACGCAAUGUUUACUUUCCAAAAAAACUAGAUCCUGGACCAACUCUUAAGGAAAGAAUAGCUGCUAAGCGGGCUGCAGAGCAACAACAGCAGCAGACACCUCGUACUGAUCCCGACUGGUGGGACUAUGAGUCAGUGAAGGAUAGAUUUGAUAAGGUUGACAAAGUGAUAGAUCUGCACGGGCACAUAAUAGGCAUGGCCCUGAGCCCGGACCACCGCUACUUGUACGUCAACACACGUCCGUGGCCGAAGAAUUAUGUAAUUACCAACCCUCUGGAGCCGCCACCUAUCGCCCAAGAGAUUGACAUUCAUGUGAUCGAUUUGAUGACUCUUAAGCGGGUGGGCAACAUGCUUCGCGCCCACAAGGCCUACACACCUAGCACGGAGUGCUUCUUUAUUUUUCUGGACGUCUGCCAGGACUAUGUAGCGAGUGGGGCAGAAGAUCAACACGCAUACCUCUGGGAUCGGUACUAUGGUAUCAGCCUGGCAAAAUUCAAACACUCGGACGUGGUCAACAGUGUGGCCUUCAAUCCGCGCGAUUCGGAAAUGUUGGUUACCACCAGUGAUGAUUACACAAUCAAGGUCUGGCGUUCACGUGCAAAGGCAAAGGAAUUGAGUAUCCCCAUUAACAUAAGCGAAUCCUUUGAGCUCAAGCCCAAAAACUGAAGUUCGCAUCUGAUUUCAAAUCCCAAAGGUGUUCUUACUGCCCAAAAUGACCGCCUCUGUUUGUAGAUCCAAGUGAUUUCAGUUAGUUGGUUUAAUGUUGUUAACUUUUAUAAUUAUAUAUAUUUAAAUUGGA